Mus pahari (shrew mouse) is the source of this 1596-nucleotide messenger RNA. RefSeq names its product glycoprotein hormone subunit beta 5 (gene Gphb5). Gene Ontology annotation, molecular function: hormone activity. The coding region runs from base 110 to 502 and encodes 130 amino acids. Gene Ontology annotation, cellular component: extracellular region; cytoplasm. The record is from RefSeq and is a predicted model, not a curated record. The transcript is spliced from 3 exons. NCBI's taxonomy places the organism in Eukaryota, Metazoa, Chordata, Mammalia, Rodentia, Muridae. Gene Ontology annotation, biological process: regulation of thyroid hormone receptor signaling pathway; G protein-coupled receptor signaling pathway.
GGGAGAGAGACACUUACCCCGAGCGAGCUUUCUCCACUCAUUGCAACUUUUGAAAGCCUGGGGUACAAGUGUCAGCUCUCCAAGAAGAGUUGACCCCAGCAAGAUCAGCAUGAAGUUGGUAUACCUUGUCCUUGGUGCCAUGGCCCUCCUUCUUCUGGGUGGCCCUGACUCUGUCCUCAGCAGCUCCAGUGGGAACCUGCACACUUUUGUGGGCUGCGCUGUGAGGGAAUUCACUUUCAUGGCCAAGAAGCCGGGCUGCAGGGGACUUCGGAUCACCACAGAUGCCUGCUGGGGCCGCUGUGAGACUUGGGAGAAACCCAUCCUGGAGCCUCCCUACAUUGAAGCCUAUCAUCGAGUGUGUACCUACAACGAGACUAGACAGGUGACAGUGAAGCUGCCUAACUGUGCCCCUGGAGUCGAUCCUUUCUACACCUACCCGAUGGCUGUCCGAUGUGACUGCGGGGCGUGUUCCACUGCCACCACUGAGUGUGAGACCAUCUGAAGCCAGCGGCGUCACAGCUGCUGGCCCGAAGCUCACACCUCCACUGGCCCCAGGAAUAUAUCUGCUUUAUCCCCUGCAUUCAAUCUGGGCCAGCCCAAGUUACCGGUCUUCUUCUACGUAGCUUAGGCACAAGGUUCAGGUGCAGCACCCUUACACUGAAGACGUAAAGCAAUAGUGACCCUUCCCCAGAAUAAUCUCUCUGGUUCAUACGACUACAAAUUUGGUUUUCUUCGCUUGACUUUUGGGACGUGAACUGUAUACGGCAACCCUCUCUCGGGUUCUGUUGCUACUGUGCCUUUAUUUGAAGGAGUUGGAUAUCAUUAAGCGGUGGAAAGCCUUUAAAUCCCCACAUCCUGGCACUGAGCUCGGACUGGGUUUAUGAUGAAAGGGCGAAGGAUGAUCAAAACCAAAGCUCUUUCUUCCUGGCUCACAAGGACGCCCAUCCGAGGGUGUUCUUACAGAGAGCACCCCAUUUCCCUUUGAACCAAGUGAUUACCUAAACAAGAGGCAAGGGCAGCCCAGACUGUCAGGAAAAGGGAGUUUUGAUGUGGCUGAUUCAUCUCCCAAGCAAAAUUCUCUAAGUUCCCUCAAAACCCUUAUGGAAGUGUCUGCUUGCCAAUUACAACAACAACAACAACAACAACAACGACAACAACAACCACCCUCACAAAGUACAAUUAGGAGCUAUCUUUUAGGUUUAAAAACACCAGAGACUAAAUUUCCCAUUUGAGUGAUCCCCCACAGCCACAGUGAGGUGACCAGUUACAGAUGCCCUUCCCUGUUUAGUGUAUUUUAAAUCUAAGUGGCAUUUUAUUAGACUCAGAAUCCGGAGGGUUUGCCGUAGUAAGAUGGCCCUGCCUGCCCGGGGGAGGGGGGUGCUCGCCUGGUGCUGGGUUGCUUUCUCUGAAGUCUUACAGUAGCUGAUUCUGUGACCUUCUUUUUUAACUCCAAUUUUAUGCAAACAUUUUUUUAGUUUUGGCAUCUGGGGCGGGGAGGGGGGUUGAGUUUAAUCUUUGUGCUUUUUUAUAUGUCAGGAGCACCUAUACGAUGUCAAGAAAGUGUGGUCCCUGUCAUGGGGAUUCAUACAAACUUUC